AUGUCUAGUGCUUCACUAUCUACAGCCAAUAUGUCUAGUGCUUCACUAUCUACAGCCAAUAUGUCUAGUGCUUCACUAUCUACAGCCAAUAUGUCUAGUGCUUCACUAUCUACAGCCAAUAUGUCUAGUGCUUCACUGUCUACAGCCAAUAUGUCUAGUGCUUCACUAUCUACAGCCAAUAUGUCUAGUGCUUCACUGUCUACAACCAAUAUGUCUAGUGCUUCACUAUCUACAGCCAAUAUGUCUAGGGCUUCACUAUCUACAACCAAUAUGUCUAGGGCUUCACUAUCUGCAGCCAAUAUGUCUAGUGCUUCACUAUCUACAGCCAAUAUGUCUAGGGCUUCACUAUCUACAGCCAAUAUGUCUA
This is a messenger RNA of Candidula unifasciata, 367 nucleotides long. Lineage: Eukaryota; Metazoa; Mollusca; Gastropoda; Stylommatophora; Geomitridae. The record is from the annotation of a GenBank genome assembly.